AAGACAAAUCGUCGCUUUGCUCCAGCAGCGAACGAAGGUGGCGGAGGCGGCCAGGGCGCGACCGGGUCGGGCAGACGGAGAGAGCGCGGAGCGGCGGCUCCUCCCCCGCCACACCCGGUGCGGCAGGAAGAGGAACAGCCGCGCCCAGCUCGCGCCAGCCUCGGCCCAGCGCAGCACCAUGGCGGCGGAGGAGGUGGACGGGCUGGCCGUGUCCCGGCCCCACUAUGGCUCUGUCUUGGAUAAUGAGAGAUUAACAGCAGAGGAAAUGGAUGAAAGACGACGCCAGAAUGUAGCCUAUGAAUACCUCUGUCAUCUGGAGGAAGCAAAGAGAUGGAUGGAGGCCUGUUUGAAUGAGGAGCUGCCUGCCACAACAGAGCUGGAAGAAGGAUUGAGAAAUGGAGUCUACCUGGCCAAACUUGGAAACUUUUUCUCCCCUAAGGUGGUUUCUGUGAAAAAAAUCUAUGAUAGGGAACAGACUAGAUAUAAGGCAACUGGUCUCCACUUCCGACACACAGACAAUGUAAUCCAGUGGCUGAAUGCCAUGUCUGAGAUUGGUCUCCCCAAGAUAUUCUACCCAGAAACUACAGAUAUCUAUGAUCGCAAGAACAUGCCACGCUGUAUCUAUUGUAUUCAUGCACUCAGCCUGUACCUUUUCAAACUGGGUCUUGCCCCCCAGAUUCAGGAUUUAUAUGGCAAGGUAGACUUCACAGAGGAGGAAAUCAGUAAUAUGAGACUUGAACUGGAGAAGUAUGGUAUUCAGAUGCCUGCCUUCAGCAAGAUUGGAGGAAUUCUAGCAAAUGAACUUUCUGUGGAUGAAGCAGCAUUACAUGCUGCUGUCAUUGCCAUUAAUGAAGCAAUUGACCAUCAGGUUCCAGCUGACACUCUUAUGGCAAUGAAGAACCCUAAUGCCAUGCUAAUAAAUCUCGAUGAUCAACUGGAAUCCACUUACCAAGACACACUCUACAGAGCAAAGCAAGACAAGAUGGAGAAUGCUAAAAAUAGGAUUGCCUCAGAAAGUUCAGAUAGAGAGAGAGAUGUGUAUGAAGAACUUCUGACUCAAGCUGAGAUUCAGGGAAACAUCAAUAAAGUGAACACACAUGCAGCCUUAUCAAAGAUUGACCUAGCUUUGGAACGAGGAGAUGCAUUAGCACUGUAUGAAGCUUUGGCAACACCAGCCCUGGGACUCCGAGGAUUGCUACGAGAAAAUUGUGACUGGUAUUUCAAGCAGUUUUUGAGUGAUAGGCAACAGAAAAAGGAGGCUGGCCUUACAGGUCCUCUGCAGAAGGAAGAGUUGCAGUUGGGAGUGGAUGCUGCUAACAGGGCAGCACAACAGUACCAGCAAAAACUGGCAGCAGUAGCCAGAAUUAAUUCAGCAAUUCGAAUGGGUGAUGCUGAGAAGACUGUGGCAGAAAUGAUGAAUCCAGAGGCCCAGUUACCAGAGGUCUAUGCAUUUGCUGCAGAUCUUUACCAAAGGGAGCUGGCUACCUUACAGCAGCAGAGCCCUGAAGGUAACCUCACCCAUCCAGAACUGUCUGUUGCUGUUGAGAUGCUGUCAUCUGUGGCCCUGAUUAAUAGGGCUUUGGAUUCAAGGGAUGUGAAUACAGUGUGGAAACAACUGAGCAGUCCUGUCACAGGGCUUACAAACAUUGAGGAUGAGAACUCACAGAGAUACAUCGAUGAUUUGAUGAAGCUGAAGGCUCAAACAAAUGCAAAAGGAAAUGAAUUUAUCACGUGGAAUGAUAUCCAGUCAUGUGUUGAUCAUGUGAACAAAGUUGUGCAUGAAGAACAUGAAAGGAUUUUGGCAAUUGGUCUUAUCAAUGAAGCUCUGGAUGAAGGGGACAGCAAGAAGACUAUUCAAGCCUUACAGAUUCCUGCAGCAAAAUUGGAGGGUGUAGCCCCAAAGGUAGCACAGCAUUAUCAGGAUACGCUACUUCGAGCCAAGCGAGAGAAAGCACAGGACACACAGGAUGAAACAGCUGUACUUUGGCUAGAUGAAAUUCAGGAUGGGAUUCAUAAGGCUAACAAGGACACAGAGGAGUCCGAGAGAUUCUCCUUAGGAAUUCUGGCCAUUAAUGAAGCAGUAGAUCAUGGUGAUGUUAGCCAGACCCUGAGUACCUUGCGUUCACCUGAUGUGGGACUAUAUGGAGUCACUCCAGAAUGUGCUCAGACGUACCAGCGAGAGCUGUCAGAAGUCAAGAGAAGAAAAAUGGCAGCAGGAGACAAUGGCAGUGAAUGGGUGAAACACUGGGUGAGAGGAGGCUAUCAUUAUUAUCAUAACCUGCGGACCAAAAAGGGAGGAUGGGAUGAACCAGCAGAAUUUGUGCAAAAUGACAUACAGCUGUCACGGGAGGAAAUACAGAGCACUAUAUCUGGAGUCACUGCAGCAUACAACCGAGAACAGUUGUGGCUGGCCAAUGAGAACCUGAUUAUGAAACUUCAGGCUUGCUGUCGAGGGUAUCUUGUUCGCCAGGAAUUCAACUCAAGAAUGAAUUUUUUGAAGAAACAAGUCCCAGCAAUCACUUGCAUUCAGUCUCAGUGGCGCGGCUACAAGCAAAGGAAGGCAUAUCAAAGCCGUUUGGGUUACCUGCGAGCACAAAAGGACCAAGUAGUAAAGAUUCAAUCAAUGACCAGGAUGUAUCAAGCCAGAAGACGUUACAGAGAUCGUCUGCAGUAUUUCAGAAACCAUAUAAAUGAUGUUGUAAAAAUCCAGGCCUUCAUCCGAGCGAACAAAGCACGAGAAGACUACAAAACCCUCAUUAAUGCUGAAAACCCACCUAUGACUGUUGUUCGGAAAUUUGUCCAUUUGCUCGAUCAGAGUGACCAAGAUUUUCAGGAGGAGCUUGAGCUAAUGAAACUGCGUGAGGAAGUUGUAACCUUGAUCCGAUCCAAUCAGCAAUUGGAAAAUGACCUCAAUCUCAUGGACAUCAAAAUUGGGCUGCUAGUGAAAAACAAAAUUACAUUGCAGGAUGUUGUUUCUCACAGCAAAAAACUUACCAAGAAGAACAAGGAACAGCUCUCUGACAUGAUGAUGCUGAACAAACAAAGAGGAGGUUUGAAAGCAUUGAGCAAAGAGAAGAGAGAAAAGCUGGAAGCCUAUCAGCAUCUGUUCUACCUACUUCAGACUAAUCCAACCUACUUGGCCAAGCUGAUUUUUCAGAUGCCUCAAAACAAAUCCACAAAGUUCAUGGAUUCUGUCAUCUUCACACUGUAUAACUAUGCAUCCAAUCAAAGAGAGGAAUACCUGUUGUUGCGACUUUUCCAAACAGCACUGCAGGAAGAGAUCAAAUCAAAAGUAGACCAGAUACAUGAAAUUGUGACUGGGAAUCCUACUGUUAUUAAGAUGGUGGUAAGUUUCAACCGUGGUGCUCGCGGUCAGAAUGCCUUGAGGCAGAUCCUGGGACCGGUUGUGAAGGAAAUAAUUGAUGACAAAUCACUUAAUAUCAAAACUGAUCCGGUGGAUAUUUACAAGUCGUGGGUUAACCAGAUGGAGUCUCAAACUGGAGAGGCCAGCAAACUGCCGUACGAUGUUACGUCUGAACAAGCACUAAGUCACGAAGAGGUGAGGACGCGCCUGGAUGCCUCAAUCAGAAAUAUGAGGACAGUGACAGACAAGUUCCUGUCUGCCAUAGUUAGUUCAGUGGACAAAAUCCCUUACGGAAUGCGUUUCAUUGCUAAGGUCCUGAAAGACUCCCUGCACGAGAAGUUUCCUGAUGCUGGCGAGGAUGAGCUUCUGAAGAUUGUUGGCAACUUACUCUAUUAUCGCUACAUGAAUCCAGCCAUUGUCGCACCAGAUGCAUUUGACAUCAUUGACCUUUCAGCUGGAGGUCAGCUGACCACAGAUCAACGUAGAAACCUUGGUUCCAUUGCAAAGAUGUUGCAGCAUGCUGCAUCCAAUAAGAUGUUCAUGGGAGACAAUGCUCAUCUAAGCAUCAUUAAUGAAUACCUGUUGCAGUCAUACCAGAAAUUCAGACGUCUUUUUCAGGCUGCCUGUGAGGUUCCUGAAUUGCAGGAUAAGUUUAAUAUUGAUGAAUAUUCUGACCUGGUGACUCUCACUAAACCGGUUAUUUAUAUUUCUAUUGGUGAAAUCAUCAAUACACACACUUUGCUCUUAGACCAUCAAGAUGCAAUUGCUCCUGAGCACAAUGAUCCGAUUCACGAGCUGCUGGACGAUCUCGGAGAGGUUCCUACAAUUGAGUCCUUAAUAGGGGAAGGGUCUGGCAAUGUUAAUGACCCCAGCAGGGAAAUGCUAGCAAAGACUGAGGUUUCUCUCACACUCACUAACAAAUUUGAUGUUCCUGGUGAUGAGAAUGCAGAGGUGGAUGCAAGGACAAUUCUGUUGAACACAAAACGUUUAAUUGUUGAUGUAAUCCGCUUCCAACCAGGGGAGACGCUGACCGAAAUCUUGGAAACUUCAGCUACCUCAGAGCAAGAAGCGGACCAUCAUAGAGCUAUGCAGAAACGGGCCAUUCGUGAUGCUAAGACUCCUGAUAAGAUGAAAAAAUCUGUCUCUGUAAAGGAAGAUGGCAACUUGAAUCUUCAAGAAAAAAAAGAUAAAAUCAAGGCAGGCCUGAAGAAGUUGACAGAACUGGGGACAGUGAAUGCCAAAAAUAAAUACCAGGAACUAAUCAAUGACAUUGCAAAGGAUAUCAGAAAUCAGCGUAGAUACCGUCAGAGAAGAAAGGCGGAGCUGGUGAAGCUGCAGCAGACAUACAGUGCCUUGAACUCCAAAGCUACAUUUUAUGGGGAACAAGUAGAUUAUUACAAAAGUUACAUAAAAACCUGCUUGGAUAACCUGGCCAGCAAGGGCAAAGUCUCCAAGAAACCUCGUGAGAUGAAAGGCAAAAACAGUAAAAAGAUUUCUCUAAAAUAUACAGCAGCUAGACUUCAUGAGAAGGGAGUGCUUUUAGAGAUUGAGGACCUGCAAGGUAACCAGUUUAAAAAUGUGAUCUUUGAAAUAAGCCCGACAGAAGAAGUAGGAGAUUUUGAGGUAAAAGCAAAAUUCAUGGGGGUACAAAUGGAAACCUUUAUGUUACAUUAUCAGGAUCUUUUGCAGCUGCAGUAUGAAGGUGUUGCUGUCAUGAAGUUGUUCGACAGAGCAAAAGUGAAUGUCAAUCUUCUGAUCUUUCUUCUGAAUAAGAAAUUUUAUGGGAAGUAACCGACUUCUGCUGGCAACUCCUCUGCGAAAGGGGAAACAAAUAGAAACCUGCACGUACAACUUUUAAUGAUGUAGCUAUGUAUCAGUAUAUGCCCACGCUGUGCUAUAAAUAUGUCAAAUGUAUCAUGAAGGAGGACUAAGAACCUCUUGUGAAUUGACAGCCCUGAUUGAGUCUGCAGGGAGUAGAUUUCCUUUUUAUUUAUAAUCUUUAUCUUCGACUUUGAAGAUCCCCUUUAAAGAGGUUGUUCUAGAAUGUAUUUUUACAUGGGGUUAGGGAAUAAACUAAUACUAGAAUUUACUUAGGGCAUUUGUAUGCUUUAUUUGACUAAUUGUGUCAAAUAAAUUCUUAGUGCCAUUUUGGCACUAAGACCAGAAGUGGUCUGUUUGCCUCUUCCUGAAAGCAAAAAAAGGGUUGCAGGUUGUAUUUGGGCUCCAAUUAUUCUCAAGCAGCAAUGGCCAAAAUAAAACAUGCUUGAGGUUCAGGUUACUCAUUUGUUUGUGAGCUGGCAUUGGUAGAGAUGGCAGCGGCCACUUGCCAAGAUAGAACUACUGCGACUGGGGGAAUCAGUAGGUGUCAUAAAUAGUUACUGAACUAGUCCUGAUUAUGUACUACAGCCACAUAGAACAGCUUCAGUGUCUCAUUUUUCUUGAUUUGCUUCUGUUUAUCACACUGUAAUAAUUUACAAGUGGCCGCUUAAGUGGAGGUAUUGUGGAAUGUAUUUACUAGUGCUUACAGAUAAAAAGAAGCUUCUUGGGGAAGGGAAGGAAGCUUAAAAAAUUUCUUGAGACAUGUUAACUUUUAAUGUUGCUUGCAAAGCAUUUGAAAUGUAAAAAUAACUUUUGUUUUCCAGUUUAGAGCAAUGUUCUAUAUAUCUGUGUCUGAUGCAAUAAACAUUAGGCUCUACCUGCAGACUUGUCAAAGGAAGACUAUCUCAAAUAGUUUAGCCUUUAAGAAAGUUAAUUUUUUCCAACUGUACUGAAGUUCCUGUUUCUUUUAUUACUUUGCGGGGGUUUUGUUUGGUUUUUUUUACCAUGGUGGUGGUGCUGGCUGUUCUGCUAUAUCCAAUAAAAAUGCAGAGACUCUUAAAAAAAAAAAACCUGAUCUUUAAAUUCAUCAUUUGCUUCAGCUCUUCCCCCAAUUUCUCAACUUUUGUUUUUAAGGGACAUAUUUCUCAAUUGCAAAUUUAAAGUUAUUCAUAGGUCACUUACGUUACUUGUUCAGAUUAGUAACACUGAACCAGUUGUUUCAGCCUAGAUCUUUUUUUUCUCGUGAAAGACACUCCUAGUGUUUGGAAUGGCUGUAUCACUGAGUAUAACUCUUCUGCAGUCCUCUGGGAAAGAAAUAUUUAUUUCAAUUUGAUGGUGUUUAGACUGUAUUUAAACAUAUUCUAGUGUUGGUGCAUGUGUGGUCCAACCCUGUAACAAAAAUUACUUGCCAUACCCGAGAAAGAUCUUUAUGGUCCAGAUCAUCUGAAACAGAGAUAGGUCAGAAGUGUAUUUCCACUGAAAUCUGACAAAGAGGUUUGAAAUGGGAUAAAGUUCUUGCUUUGUUUUGGGGGGGAAGGGUUUUUUUUGUUUGUUUGUUUGCUUUUGUUUGGUUUUGGUUGCCUCUUUCCUCCAUUUUCCUGCUGGCCGAGCUCUCCUUGCUGCCCUUUCCUGGGCAGGAGCAGCUGGAGGGCAAUUCCUGGAGGCGUUCAGCAUGCAGGGAUGAGAGGCCAGCCCCUGUGUCUGAGGGCUUAUGGCUCUUUCUCCAAGUGGGUGUCCCAUGGGUGCAGAAGUGAGGGCUGGCUGAGGGGAGAGCCCAGGGUCAGUGGGUCAAUUCCAUGGGACUCCAGGGAAUCCCAGCUCCCCUUGGCUUCUCCGGGGGCCUCGCAGAAGGGUUUCUAAGUGCGGCCCUGAGAUUUUCUGGCCUUGGAACUGAUUGCUGUUUCAGGGCAUGGCUCACCGGGCAGUCUGACUUUUAACGCUUGCCGGGGCAGGAGAAUUACGGCGGAAGAAAGCAAAGGAAGCCCAGAGCCAGGACUAGGCAGGCCCGGGCCUCUGGCGAGCCCAGGCCUUGCUGCUCGGUGCCGAUUGUGCCCGGGGCUUGUUCCUCACCGUUCGGUUCCCAAUGAGAGGGGAGCAAGAGGCAGAACAGCUGCUGCUGCUGCUGCUGCUGCUGGGGCUGAACUGUCUGCAGUGCCCGGGGGCCGGGCAGGACUUGGCCCCGAUGCCUGCAUUGCUCUGCAGCGGCCAGGGAGGGGUCCCAAAAGUCAUCCCCCCGCCUGCUGUGCUGCACAGCAGGGGCUGGCUGGGCCGGUUCCCGGCCGGGGGAGCCCGGGGGAGGCCGUGCUGGGGCAGAGGGGCUGCUGCUCUCUGGGCCUCUCGGGGUUUGCCUUGGAAUCCCAAAGCCUGGGCCUGCGCGGGGGGGAGGAGGCAAGGGUGACUCUAAAUUGGUUUCUUGUGGAGUGUUUUGGGGCCGAGUUAAUGCUCUUGGCUUGUUGUGUGUCAAUUCCCAGCCAUGGUCAGGGCUUCGCGGGGAGCGUUGCUGCUGCUGCCGCCGCCGCCGCCGCUGCUGCCGGGAGAGAGAAAUCCUUUGGGAAGCUGGGAUAGAAACAGCAACUGCGUGAAUUGCUCAGCUUUUCCUAGGCAAGGGCAUGUUUUAGGGAACAAAGGCCCGUACUCGCGAAAGGCGCCGCGGGUCUCGCAAGGGGGGGGGGCGCGGCUGCAGUGCCGUUCCCGGCCGUGUCCGCCAGGCGGCGAAUGUGAGGCAGGGCCCGGCGGUCGGGGCGGGCUGGGAAGCGGCGCCCGCGCAGAGCGAGGCGUUGGCCGGGCCGGGCCUGGAGCGCUCGGGGCCGUCGGGCAGGGCAGUGCCCGGCUGGUGGGUGCCUCGCAGAGAGAAGAGCCUGGCCCUGGGAAGGCAGGAGCCUGGGCUCAAGCUGCUCUGGACCGCUGUGGGGAUGGGUUUGAAGUUUGGAUCGCUUGUUUCUGUCCCUACCUUCCCACUGAAAACAAUAACUUAAGAAGUCCUCGUCUGGACUGGUCCAGAGAAAUUGUGGUCUCUCCAUCCCCGGAGAUGCUUAAAACACUUUUGCUCAGGCAAAGUCGUGAGCAACCUAUUCUACCUAAUCCCGCUUUUUGAGCAGGAGAGACUGGACUAGAUGAUCUCCAGAGGUAUUGUCCAACCCCCACCAUUCUGUCCUUCUGUAAAGGGGCUUUGCACUGCCCUUUUGAACUGUAAUCUGUUGAUGACUUGUGUUGAGGUCACGCUGUAGCUUGUUACACUGCAGCUUGUCACACUGAAUGGCAGCCUGAAUAAUUUAAUAUUGAACUGUGAUUAAUCACAAGAUGAAAGCUCAGAUAGGCUGGUAAGAGGCAGUGUUCUUUGCUGCAGCAUUUCCCACCUGAGGUAAUUUUCCUUGUUCUGAAAGUGUCAAGUACAGUUGGGCAAUGUACUACAUAGGAAGAAGGGAAAGAAUCUCCAAAGCAAAUAAAUGAACAAAAAACCCCUUUAUAUUUGCUUGUGCAAGAAGAAGAUUGUUAUUCCACUCAACCAGGUUUUGAGAGGACAAAUUAAUUGUUUCUCUGACAACAGUAUACACUGGAGGCUGUUAAUGAUUCCAUAGUCUGUGCUAAAGGUUUUAGCUGAUUGUGUUUGUCAUCAGCUUUUACUAAAGAAAAAGGAAGCCUUCUCGGCUGUGUGGAUAUUACAGGAACGAAAUGAUUCCAUUCAUGUAGAUAAUGAUAACAGAGCCAAACCAAAAAUAUUGUAAGUGUCCUGUGUGGAACAAUAUACAGAAUUUCAAAAGGGAUUGUAGUGGUCCCAUAUACAGAACUAACAUACUUCCUGUUCCUUAUUUGCUGAUCAGGUCAUGUUUAUCUGCCUGUCAGGACUGUUGGAGCACUGGAUGGAGAGCAGGUCAUAUGAGGAGGAUUACGGAGUAAAAGGCAGCUUGUACUGAAGUGCAGGGAAAGUAUAAAUAUUGAUAUAUAUUGGCACAGCGCCUGGCCUUAAUGCUUAAAAUCCUUUGGAGAGCUGUCUGCAUAUUUACUGUAUUAAUGAUCAAAUGCAAGGCUGUGUUGGGAAAGGUCUUCCAUUUGGAAGUCAGUAGUUGAGACUGUCUUGCCUAUGAAAAAGAGGGAGAAUUUUCGUUAGAGGGUGUAGGAUUCUGGCUGGUAAUAGUCUUAAUUCAAGGUAUUUUUAGAGAAUUGAUUUAAUACAAGCAGAACAAAUGGCCAGAAGUGUAAUGAGAGACAAGUUGAAAUUAGAAAGUAGAUGUGCAUUUUGAAUGUAUUGUCAUAGCAACUGAUUAAAUUCUCCCUCUCUUGCUGUUCUGGGGACCUUUUAAAUGUGCUUUGGCUAAAUAAAAAGUAUUAGACUAUUUCAGAGCCAAAAGGUCA
Pseudopipra pipra is the source of this 9535-nucleotide messenger RNA. RefSeq names its product IQ motif containing GTPase activating protein 1 (gene IQGAP1). Gene Ontology annotation, biological process: epidermal growth factor receptor signaling pathway; fibroblast migration; positive regulation of protein kinase activity. Gene Ontology annotation, cellular component: nucleus; cell cortex. The transcript is spliced from 38 exons. The coding region runs from base 179 to 5155 and encodes 1658 amino acids. Lineage: Eukaryota; Metazoa; Chordata; Aves; Passeriformes; Pipridae. Gene Ontology annotation, molecular function: GTPase activator activity; calmodulin binding; actin filament binding. The record is from RefSeq and is a predicted model, not a curated record.